UCAAUUACACUUUUUUUGAUUUAACUCUCUCUUUGUGGGUCUUAAUUAUUCAUUUGUGAUUUGUAAUUUUGAUUUAGUUAAUUUUUAGUUUUGUUCAUUAUUAUUGAUCCUAUUCUGUAAUUUUAGGGUUCUUCUGUAUAGUUAAUAUGCUGAAUGUUAAGACAGAAUUAGUGUAAUUCAUGGUUACGUUAAGGGGCUAAUAGGGACUAACAGCUUAUAUUUUCUUGGUUUUCGUAUUGUUAAUGGGGGAAUGGGAGUAGAAAUGAAUUUUUCUAAAUUUCUAAGGUAAGUGUUACCGGGUUAAUCAGAGCGCAUUACCCAUUUUAGUAAGUACUUGGGAUUUGGGAUUAUUGUUAACAGGGUCAAUUAGCCUUGCACUACGGCACCCCCGUCAUAAUGGACUGUUAUUAAGUAUUAACAGCAAGACUUAACCUAGCGGUAUACUUUGUUUUUAGUUUCUAGAGGUCAGGGUUCGAGUAACAAAUGUGUGAGUGUAAGUUUCUGGGAAAUGAUCUUGCAGGAAAAAAAGGACUAUUAUCUUGUGGACUACAUUUCAGUGAUCUUGUUAUACAUGUCAUUUGGAUUUUAAUGCCUAGUGAGAGAUGGUAUAAUUCCACAAAAUAAACUUGAAAGAAACCAUAGCUCUUCACCCUUCAUAAUUGAUGAGUCGUAGUAGCUUUUUGUUUUACCUUGAAAUAGCUUACAUGAGCAGUUUAGGAUAUGUUGGUAUGUCCACUUAACUUACCAGAUAUAUGCAAGGAAAUGUGGUUUUCUUUUGAGAUGCCAUGCAGUAUGUGUCCUACCUUUUAUCUUCCAAUGUGAGUAAAUGUAUAACCAGGUGAAUAGUUGUCCCUAGAAAGUUCAUCGCAUAAACCUGCUUUUAUAGUGUACUCGACAGCAUUGGAACAUGGAAUUACUAAUACUUGGGAUGACGCAAAUAUGAAAUCCUUGUGUUAGGGGGAGGCGGGGAGUGGGCUGACAUUAGGAAUGCAUUGAAUCGUUUGAAAUAUGGACUAUGUGACCUGAGUUGAUUACUUGCGACACUAUAUAUAUUCUUUUUUACUUUGUUUACUUGUAGUUUCCAUUGUCUUGCUACUCUCCUAUACAUUCCCAACUCUCUUACUUCAAAGCUGAUUCAAACUUCAACAGAGGUUCAAGCAAUUUUUUGCAUUAAAAUUCCUCCUAUUCCUGUAUUUUUUUUUGCUCUUAAAAGCUAAAAUAAUCCCCGUAAAGCAUGGUAAGAAGUGUAACUAUACCCUCUUUGAUGUUUUUACAAAUAAAAUCACUAGGGACAUUGCCUUUAUCUCUUGCUCGCUGGAAAGGAUAUUAUGACCUUGAAAUUCAGUUGUUCAAGGUCACAAGGAUGUGCCUAAAUGGAGCAAGUGAUUUAAUGAUGUAUAUUCUUUUUGUUCCAAUAUUCUGCCUCUGGUAUUGCAACUUGCAAAUGGGGGUCAUGGAAGCAUGGAGCGUUCGUCUGGAAUUCGAACAAAAGCAAAGCCUAGAGUGCUUUGGAAUAAUGAAAAUGUCAUGAAAACAUUUUUAGAAGCAUGCAUUCAUGAAGCAGCUGACAGUGGGAAACAAGGUGGGAAUCUUGGGCAGCAAUCAUGGAAAAGAGUGGUUAAAUUAUUGAAAGAAUCUCACAGUUUUGUUGUUGACAUAAAACAAGCAAGAAAUCGUUUUGAUUAUAUUAGAUAUAAGUAUCAAGCUUGGUGCAGGCUCAAAAAUAGGUCUCAAAAUAUCUAUGAUGCAUCAACUAACACGUUUAAUCUUUCCGAAGAAGAAUGGGACCAAGAGAUACAGACCAACCCAAAGGCCAAAACCUUGAAGACUGCACCUCUAUUAUUCCCUAACCUCUGCAUUCAACUAUUUGAUGGCGUUAGUGCUGGGGUCACUGGUUCGGAGCCUCCAUCUACAAGAAAUAGGGUUUAUUCAACUAAUGAAUCUGAGGUACAUGAAGUUGAUUAUAGUCUUGUCCCAGUGCAAGAUCAAGGAUCCUAUGAAGAAUCCAAUGCCUGUAAUCCUAAUCUCAAUCAUGAUGAAGGAACACCACAGGUGCAAGCAAACAAAGAUACUCCCAAUGUUGAAAGUCAAAGACCCAGAAAGAAAUCCAAACAACCGGUGAAUCAAUCCAACAAUAGUCAAUUUGAAGAAAAUUUGUCCAAGGCUCUGGAAAUCAUAAUUCAAAAACAAAAUGGACCUACAAAUAUGGAGUGUAGAGAUAGAUUGAGAAGUCUUGGUUGGUCAUCAAAAAAUCCAUUGUAUCAAUUGGCUCUUGGAAUCUUUUGUGAGAGUGCAAACCACAGGGAAGCAUGGAUGAAUUUGGAAGAGGAAGAGUGUGAAAUUUGGGUUAAAAUGAUUUCACGAAAGUUAGGCCUCUCGAUAUAGGUUUAUUGGUAAAUUUAUGUAUGAGCAUUCUGGACUAGUAAGUUGAUCUGGUUGCUUGAUGCGGUAUUAUAUGAUGUAUGAUAUUGCAAUCAUGUUUAUAUUAUAUUUCAUGGAUUUUACUGCUUUUA
Messenger RNA from Daucus carota subsp. sativus, 2513 nucleotides. RefSeq lists its product as uncharacterized. NCBI's taxonomy places the organism in Eukaryota, Viridiplantae, Streptophyta, Magnoliopsida, Apiales, Apiaceae. Bases 1462 to 2385 code for a protein of 307 amino acids. The record is from RefSeq and is a predicted model, not a curated record. The transcript has 3 exons.